Molecule: messenger RNA, 4807 nt
Organism: Caretta caretta (loggerhead turtle)
Lineage: Eukaryota; Metazoa; Chordata; Testudines; Cheloniidae
Gene: SLC35F5
Product: solute carrier family 35 member F5
Cellular component (GO): membrane
Source: RefSeq, a predicted model, not a curated record
CGCUCGCUGGCUCUGGGAUGGAUUUGCCGCGGCCCAGCUGCGACUCCGGGCUAGCCACCAUCUUAGAGGAGAGGAGCGGGCCGCGCACCGGGACGGAGGGGUCUUGGGGCCGGGCCCUGCCGCACACAGUGUCUCUCUAGAAGUGCAGCAUUGUGCCUGUUCCCGAAUGUGUAAGGCUACCACAGUUAUGAGGGUGAGGAGUACUUCCGGAGACUGUGCUGGACUUGAUCUCACCACUGCUGUGUAGUUGUCUACCCCGCUGCAAGCUGAUUUCUUUUGAUCUCCUAUUAAGAAGGAUUGGACAGAUCCUGGGAACCAGCUCCACUGUUAUUUAUAUACAGAACAUUUUGAUGUCAUGGAGGUACUGUUUUCAAAAGGCCUGCACGUAACUGGCUGAAAAAAAAUGGUUCCACAAGAUGACAAUCUCAGCCCUAAUAUGGUCUAAAUGGAGACAGCUUUCAUCUUGACAAUGGCAGCUUGAAGUCUAUUAAAGUCCAAGCAUUUAUUUUGUUUUUAAAAAUUACUGUGCAGGUUACAAAUGGUGUGGGUUUUUAUCAUGAACCGAAUGAGCUCCCAAAGCAGUUCCUCCACUCAGCGUAAGCGAAUGGCUCUUGGAAUUGUCAUUCUUCUACUUGUUGAUGUGAUAUGGGUUGCAUCCUCAGAACUCACUUCAUACGUUUUUUCGAAGUACGAGAAACCUUUUUUCAGUACCUUUGCAAAAACGUCCAUGUUUGUUCUAUACCUCUUGGGAUUUAUUGUUUGGAAACCAUGGAGGCAACAGUGUACACGUGGGUUUCGUGGAAGGCACGCAGCUUUUUUUGCAGAUGCUGAAGGUUAUUUUGCUGCUUGUACAACAGAUCACACUGUAAACAGUUCUUUGAGUGAACCUUUGUAUGUUCCUGUAAAGUUUCAUGACUUACCAAGUGAAAAGAAUGGCAGUGCUAACAGUGAUACUGAAAAAACUCCCAAAAAGCCUCGUGUAAGGUUCAGUAAUGUUAUGGAGAUUCGACAACUCCCAUCGAGCCAUGCACUGGAAGCAAAGUUGUCUCGCAUGUCAUAUCCAACUGUUAAGGAGCAGGAAUCAAUAUUAAAAACUGUAGGGAAACUCACUGCAACUCAAGUAGCAAAAAUCAGCUUUUUCUUUUGCUUUGUGUGGUUUUUGGCAAACUUCUCUUAUCAAGAAGCACUCUUAAAUGCACAAGUUGCCAUAGUUAAUAUCCUAUCUUCAACCUCUGGACUUUUUACCUUAAUCUUAGCUGCGGUGUUUCCAAGCAACAGUGGAGACCGGUUUACCCUUUCCAAACUGUUAGCUGUUGUUUUAAGCAUUGGCGGUGUAGUUCUUGUUAAUCUCUCUGGGUCUGAGAAAUCUCCAGGAAGAGGUACAAUAGGUUCCCUGUGGUCUCUUGUAGGAGCAGUGCUGUAUGCUGUCUAUAUAGUUAUGAUAAAAAGAAAAGUAGACAGAGAAGAUAAGCUUGAUAUACCAAUGUUCUUUGGUUUUGUAGGCCUCUUUAAUCUGCUGCUGCUUUGGCCAGGUUUCUUCCUACUUCAUUAUACUGGAUUCGAGGCCUUUGAAUUUCCCAAUAAAUUGGUAUUGAUGUGCAUUGUCAUUAAUGGCCUUAUUGGAACAGUUCUGUCAGAAUUCCUCUGGCUGUGGGGCUGCUUUCUUACCUCAUCACUGAUAGGCACACUUGCGCUAAGCCUUACAAUACCUCUGUCCAUAAUAGCUGACAUGUGCAUGCAGAAGGUGCAGUUUUCCUGGUUAUUUUUUGCAGGGGCAAUCCAUGUAUUUUUCUCAUUUUUCAUUGCAACUUGCUUAUGCCAUUACAACAACUGGGAUCCAGUGAUGGUAGGAAUCAGAAGAAUUUUUGCCUUUAUCUGCAGAAAGCAUCGAAUUCAGAGAAUGCCAGAGGAAAGUGAACAGUGUGAAAGCCUCAUCCCUAUGCAUAGUGUUUCUCAAGAAGGAGAAAGCUGCUGUUCAUAGGCAAUAGUUUAAAGAUGGAUUCAUACUCAGCAAAGAGACAAUCUCCUGGAAAGUCCAUAAGGAACCAUAUUUCAGUGCCUAUUCUACAUUUGGAAAAAACGUUUCAGUUCUUUUGAAACUCCUAAACUUUUAUUUUCCCAUAAUUGCCUGUCUUCAUCUAGUUCUAUCAACGAACAACUUCACUAUGUGCAUAUCACUACAACUAUAGGAAAUCCCAGUCCAUCUAAACUACCAACCUGCCUUAUAGAACUCAACUUGAAAUUACUUGACAUAAUCAAGAAAGCAAAUGCUGGUCUGGUGAUUUAUUUUUUGUUUUUGUCUUCACAUUUUUGUUAAAUGCUGGACAACAAGUUGUUCAAAAAUUACUUUAAAAAAUGAAUACGUUAAUAAGUCUGCAGGUUGUCAUUUCUUACAGGCUUUCAGAUUGAAAAAGCUAAAUAUGUAGGUUACUUGUAAUAGGUACGGAUUAACAUUUUUGUUCUAUAAAGUCUAUUUGCAUAUUAACACAUAAAAUUAGAAAAAUAUCUUAAUUUAUUAAAUAAGUACAUUCUUGCAACUGUCGGAGCAAGACAUAUGCAGGUUUCUGGAACACUGCGUAUAUUGCUUUAUCCCAUUUUAAAAAACUUUGUAAUAGGAAAGGGUGCUUUGUGUUUAAAAAUCUGUUAUGACCUAACAAUCUGAAACUUUUAAAGAAGUGUUAGUAUAAAAAGGUUAUUGUAUUUUUAAAUUUGGCUGGACAAGCACUUGAUGUAAACGUUCAUAAUUCAGAAUCAGUCUCUUUUUGAAAACUUAAUAGUCAAAAUUAUUUAAUAUGUAAAAUUGUAAAUAAUUCCAAGAUGCCAUGUGCGCAGCUGCUUAUUUGAGGGGGGAAAACAUCAAGUAGAAUUCUAAAUUUUGUAGUUACUAUCUUGUCUCAACUGAAAUCUUCCAAGCAAUUUUAAAGCUAGAGAUAAUCAAGUUGACUUCAUUUUCCUAAUGAAAUUAUUGUGUAAUGGCUAACUUUCACUGUGACCUGAGUUUUCUUCCCUACUGCAAUGCUGCUGUUCUGUUUGAUGCUGCAAGGUAAUGAAUUAAUAAAUAUAUUCACAAGAAUCCUGCCAAUAGUCAUUGCCCUCUUCAAAAAGUAAAAUUUAGUAACUUUGGCCCAGGGGUAUUAUUUAGUAAUUCAUUUUGUCUUUUAGUGAAUUGUAAUGCUUAUAAAGAGUACAGAUGGACUUUCAGUCAAGGUGACUAAAUCCUCCAGAUACCUACAAAACCUACAGUAACAUUGCAAGCUUUCUCCUGCUGCUCUGCAAUUUGUCUCAACCCUGUUCUGGAGGAACUGACAUUUUUCUAGGGAUAAAUGUCCAUUCAGUCUUUGAUCUCUAUAUUACUCCCACCAAUAAGGAUACUAAUUGUGGAAAUGGUGGUGGUGAUUUGGUGAUGUAAAGAAAAAACUAGUCUAACUAGACUAAACAUUUAUCCAAGUCUGUGGUCUUAAUAUAGAAGGAUUAGAUUUUAAUUUAUUCAACCCCCAAAUCAGUAGAUGUAGGGAGAAGUCCAUUGUUAAUUGAAAUUUAUGGAGGGUAAGUUAAAACAUAGGCUAUUGCACUUGCAGGCAAAUAUUUAUUUCUUUGUUCAUUUUUAUCAAAUACAAAUAUUUUUCUGAAUUUUAUAUCAACGAUUGGUCACUAAACUAUGAACAAAAUUUAUCUGAGGCCAACCUUUUUCAAAGUAGGGGCAUGAAGAUAGGACCUGAGGUUGGGAUUUUCAAAAGAUUUAUAAGCACAGUCCCAUUUGAAGUCACUUAGAUACUUUCAAAAAUCCCAUUUUUUUUGGUCUCAAGUCCAUAUUUAGUCACCUGUCCUUUAUACUCCUAUUUUUGAACACUUAAGCCAGAGUUCCUGAUCUCUUGCAGAAAUGGAGGUCAAUAAAAAUUGGAAAGAAAUACUGAUGAUGUACAUCAAACUGAAUGAAAAAUAACGUUCAGUUCUACCAAACUGCAUUAGUUUUAAACGAUCUUAACUAAAAGUGAAUGUCUCUGUCUGUCGAUUACUUCAGCCGUCAAGUACCCAUGAGAAGACAGGAACUUUAAAUGCCGCAGUUGAACUAUUUUUAUAUCUGAUCUUGGGUAUAAUUUUUUGGCUGUUUGGCAAGAGGAGAAUUCUCCUGAUAAGGUUAAAAAUGGUUUUUAGGAAGCAAGGUAACUCCGGAGAAUUUAAGCAGAAUCCUUACUAAGAAAAGCCAUUAAUUAAGGCAUAGUGGCAAUGGAAUGCAAAUAUUUGUUCCCUUAAAUAAUUAUUACAUCUUCAAUUAAUAUUUGGCUUCUGUCAAGUUUGCGUAAUUAAUGCUCAACACUAAAUCAUGUUCUCUGUAGUAGCGAGAAGGGUAAGGAUUGUGGCAUCUGCAGAGAUAAGCCUAGCAAAGCUAAUUUUGCUUUCCAACAGGCAUAUUGCCCUGUUUUCAGAAGAAAACUAAGGUUCACUUUUGAAAUCGAUUGCCCAUGACCCAUAGUUGUUGUAGUACUGGGCUGUAACAUAUAACUGUGGACCAGAAUCCUUAUUUAACAUUACAAAACAUGACAAAGAUGUGUGAUCUAUCAUCAAAUCCUUGGUUAGUUUAUAGAGUUUUACAUAGCAGUUUUAAAUUGUGUAGAGAAAUACAUUGUGCUGGAAAAAAUGAACAUUAAUACAUAGGAGAACAUCUUAUCUCUAUGCCUCCGAAGGACAUUCAAAUAACUAUAUGUGUAAACAAUUCAGAUGCUGGGACCUCCUCACUAAUUUUCCAAAAAAUAUAUAUAUAUAUAUUUAUAUUUAUAUAUAUAAAUAAAUAUUUUGAGAAAUCAGA